CAUUCAGUGGUCGGGAGCUGCCCGCGAGGGGGAGCGGCCGGACGGAGAGCGCGACUCGUCCCGGGGGUGGGGCCGGGCGCGGAGGAGAGAGGAGACCGAGGUGGCCGCGGCGGCAGCGGCACGGCAGCCUCGAACCGGCCCGGAGCGCAGCGCGGCCACGCAGCUUCGCGUUCCCCUCCGGGUGCCCCGGCCCAUGGCGGCCGCGGGGCGGCUGUGGCUGCUCUACCUGUCGGCGGGGCUCCUGCCCCGGCUCGGUGCCGCCUUCAACUUGGACACCAGAGAGGACAAUGUGAUCGAGAAAACCGGGGACUCCGGGAGCCUCUUCGGCUUCUCGCUGGCCAUGCACAGGCAGCUGGAGCCCGAGGAGAAGCGGCUGGUGCUUGUGGGGGCUCCACGGGCAGUAGCCCUUCCCCUGCAGAAGGCCAACAGAACAGGAGGCUUGUACAGCUGUGACAUCACCUCCCGGGGGCCUUGCACACGGAUUGAAUUUGAUAAUGAUGCUGACCCUUCAUCAGAAAGCAAGGAAGAUCAGUGGAUGGGGGUCACCGUCCAGAGCCAAGGUCCAGGGGGCAAAGUUGUGACGUGUGCCCAUCGAUAUGAAAAACGGCAACAUGUUAACACAAAGCAGGAAUCUCGAGACAUCUUUGGAAGGUGUUAUGUCCUAAGUCAGAACCUCAGGAUUGAAGACGAUAUGGAUGGAGGAGACUGGAGUUUUUGUGAUGGCCGAUUGAGAGGUCAUGAAAAAUUUGGUUCUUGCCAGCAAGGUGUAGCAGCUACUUUUACUAAAGACUAUCAUUACAUUGUGUUUGGAGCCCCAGGCACUUAUAACUGGAAAGGGAUUGUUCGCGUAGAGCAAAAGAAUAACACUUUUUUUGACAUGAACAUCUUUGAAGAUGGGCCUUAUGAAGUUGGUGGAGAGACUGACCGUGAUGAAAGUCUUGUUCCUGUUCCUGCUAACAGUUAUUUAGGCUUUUCUUUGGACUCAGGGAAAGGUAUUGUUUCCAAAGAUGAGAUGACUUUUGUAUCUGGUGCUCCUAGAGCCAAUCACAGCGGAGCUGUGGUUUUGCUUAAAAGAGACCUGAAGUCUGCACAUCUUCUCCCCGAGCACAUAUUUGAUGGGGAAGGGCUGGCUUCUUCAUUUGGCUAUGAUGUGGCAGUGGUGGACCUCAACAGCGACGGGUGGCAAGAUAUAGUUAUUGGGGCCCCACAGUAUUUUGAUAGAAGUGGAGAAGUUGGAGGUGCAGUGUAUGUCUACAUGAACCAGCAAGGCCGAUGGAAAAACGUCAAGCCAAUUCGUCUUAACGGAACCAAAGAUUCUAUGUUUGGCAUUGCAGUCAAAAAUAUUGGAGAUAUUAAUCAAGACGGCUACCCAGAUAUUGCAGUUGGAGCACCCUACGAUGGCAAGGGGAAGGUUUUUAUCUAUCAUGGAUCUGCAAAUGGAAUAAAUACCAAACCAACACAGGUUCUCGAGGGUAAAUCGCCGUCUUUUGGAUAUUCAAUUGCUGGAAACAUGGACCUUGAUAGAAAUUGGUACCCUGAUGUUGCUGUUGGUUCCCUCUCAGACUCAGUAACUAUUUUCAGAUCCCGGCCUGUUAUUAAUAUUCAGCAAACCAUCACAGUAACACCUAACAGAAUUGAUCUCCGACAGAAAACAUCCUGCGGGGCUCCUAGCGGAAUAUGCCUCAAGGUGAAGGCCUGCUUUGAAUAUACUACCAAACCUGCUAAUGACGAUCCUUCAAUAACCAUCGUGGGCACCCUGGAGGCUGAAAAGGAAAGAAGAAAAUCUGGGCUGUCAUCAAGAGUUCAGUUUCGAAACCAAGGUUCUGAGCCCAAGUAUACGCAAGAGCUGACUCUGCACAGGCAGAAGCAGAAGGCAUGCAUGGAGGAGACCCUCUGGCUCCAGGAAAAUAUCAGAGAUAAAUUACGUCCCAUUCCCAUAACUGCCUCAGUGGAGAUCCAGGAGCCCAGCACGCGGAGGCGAGUGAAUUCGCUUCCAGAAGUACUUCCAAUUCUGAAUUCAAAUGAACCCAAGUCUGUUCACACAGAUGUGCACUUCUUAAAAGAAGGAUGUGGAGCUGACAACAUAUGUAACAGCAACCUGAAGCUAGAAUAUAAAUUUUGUACCCGAGAAGGAAAUCAAGACAAAUUUUCUUAUUUACCAAUUCAAAAAGGGGUACCAGAACUAGUUCUAAAAGAUCAGAAGGACAUUGCUUUAGAAAUAACAGUGACAAACAGCCCGUCCGACCCGAGGAAUCCCACCAAGGAUGGCGACGAUGCCCACGAGGCUAAGCUCAUCGCCACUUUUCCAGACACCCUGACUUACUCUGCAUAUAGAGAAUUGAGGGCUUUCCCUGAGAAACAAUUGAGUUGUGUUGCCAACCAGAACGGCUCUCAAGCGGACUGCGAGCUGGGGAACCCCUUUAAAAGAAAUUCCAGCGUUACUUUUUAUCUGAUUUUAAGUACAACUGAGGUCACCUUCGACACCACAGAUCUGGAUAUUAAUCUGAAGCUGGAAACAACAAGCAAUCAAGAUAAUUUGGCUUCAAUUACAGCUACAGCAAAAGUGGUUAUUGAACUGCUUUUAUCGGUCUCUGGAGUUGCUAAACCUUCCCAGGUGUAUUUUGGAGGUACAGUUGUUGGUGAGCAAGCUAUGAAAUCUGAAGAUGAAGUGGGAAGUUUAAUUGAGUAUGAGUUCAGGGUAAUUAACUUGGGCAAACCUCUUAAAAACCUCGGCACAGCAACAUUGAAUAUCCAGUGGCCAAAAGAAAUUAGCAAUGGCAAAUGGUUGCUUUAUUUGGUAAAAGUAGAAUCCAAAGGAUUGGACAAGGUAGCUUGUCAGCCACAGAGGGAAAUAAACUCGCUGCAACUAAAGGAGUCUCACAACUCCAGAAGGAAACGAGAAAUUGCUGAAAGACAGAGGGAUGAUGGCAGAAAAUUUUCUUUAUUUGCUGAAAGGAAGUACCAGACCCUUAACUGCAGCGUGAACGUGAACUGUGUGAACAUCAGGUGCCCGCUCCAGGGGCUGGACAGCAAGGCCUCUGUGGUUCUGCGCUCGAGGUUAUGGAACAGCACGUUUCUGGAGGAGUACUCCAAAAUGAACUACCUGGACAUUCUCGUGCGGGCUUCCAUUGAUAUGACUGCCGCCACUGAGAAUAUCAAGCUGCCAAACGCAGGCACUCAGGUUCGUGUGACUGUGUUUCCCUCAAAGACUGCGGCUCAGUAUUCAGGAGUCCCUUGGUGGAUCAUUCUAGUGGCUAUUCUUGCUGGGAUUUUGAUGCUUGCUCUAUUAGUGUUUUUACUAUGGAAGUGUGGAUUCUUUAAACGCUCUAGGUACGACGAUAGCGUUCCCCGAUACCAUGCUGUAAGGAUCCGAAAAGAGGAGCGAGAGAUCAAAGAUGAAAAAUAUAAUGAUAACCUCGAAAAAAAACAGUGGAUCACAAGGUGGAAUGAAAAUGAAAGCUACUCCUAGGGGGGGCCACAAAAGCUUCACAAUAUCCAAACUGCUUAUUUUUUUUUCCCUCCAACUCAGAAAAUCAGAUGGAUGUAACAGCCUGUUCAAUACCUGAAUAUUGAUUUCAGACAGACUACACACAGUACGAGCCUACAGUUUUAGCUGUGGACAUUGUCACAUGGCCUGAGGCUCCUGUUUUGCACAGCCAAAUUUGAGGCUGUUGGAAUGGAUUUGUCUUUAACUGCCUUAAUUUCACGUUCCGGGUUGCCUUUGUUUUUGGUGUGACUGACUUCCUUGUGCUGGGGAAGGGCCUGCCCCGUUACACUCACAUGACAUCCUCCCCAUAGCAUAGCUGGAAGAAGGCCACCGUCGCCGCGCCAACAGAGUGACCGUCCCAGCCACGGCAUUGCCUCUGCAAACACUCUUCUAGGACUGGAGAACCUGCAUGUAAACUGUCCUGCAUCACAAGACGGCACCAUCAGGGUAGUUGUGUUCGAUUUAAAGUGCUCUCAUAAAUUAAAUGUGCAAUAGAAGGUGAUGUUGCCAUCCUGCCCUCUUUUUCCAUUUCCUAGACGUGUGAAUACCUGCUCACGCCAAAUACAUACAGGUUUUUCAUUCCCCUUUCACUAAAACACACGGGCAUAACAGAUUUGAAUGCUAGGUAUACUUAUUUGCGUAUGGUAUUUAUUUUUCUUUUUUAUGAACCAUUUUGUUAUCGACUAACAGGCCAAAGAUUCUCCAGUUUACCCUUGAGGUUGGAUUAAGCAAUCAGAGUUAGAACAUGAGAGGUCAUGGGUUGGACCUGAGUUACUGACUGCAAAAAAGAAGAUAAUACGUCUUUGUAUAUGUACCAGAGAGUUGUUCUACUUUACAGAUACGUUUUAAGUUAUUAAAAAUCUCCCUUCAUGACAGCCCUCACCCCCUCCCUCCAAACCCAAAAUGUUUAAGAAAACAGGAUUUAACUGUAAGAUGUUUAAGUCUUAUCAGACAUCGGAUGAUUUGUAGCUUAGAAUCCUGUGUGAUGUUUCUGAAUUUCAUGCUAUAACCUUUAGGAACUCUUGGGAAAUAACGGGAGUGUUUGUUGAACUGUAGUGCAGUUGAGUCACUGCUACAAAUACUGUAAAUUCAGGACUUGAAAGAAAUGCUGAGUACCUACAGGGAUCCAGACUGAUCCAGUCUAAGACUACUGAAUACCUGAUACCAAAAUCAGAACAUUGUGGCUUUGAAGUUUUUUAACGUUCUGGAAUCAUUGAAUCAGUAAGCCGAUGUUCAAAUUUUUUUUUCUUUUUUGCUUUGUUUCCUCCUCUGUCUGUAUCCCUCCACCCUCAAAUACUUUGGGACUACUCUAACAAGAACUUUAAAGUGUUUCAUUUUAAAAAUGAAGGGGAAGGAGGACGACGAUACUAUAAACAUUCAGUAGAGAUUGAAUAGAUAAUAAAAGUUGAACUUUAAAAAAAUUAUUAUACUUCAAAAUGGUAAGUUAUAUAGGGAGCAGCAGCAACCAGGUGCUAAUUUAUUUGGGUGUGGUGUAAGCAACAUCUCCGAAUCUUUUAAAAGAACAAAAUACUACAACCGUGUGUAUCAUUGCGGCUUUGAUAUUUUAAUUUUCUUUUUUCCUUUCAGAAAUCUUAUACCCUUAUUCUAGUUGUACUUUGGAAUUUUCAUUCACAAAAAGUUUUACAACUCUUUGUGUUUUCAUUCACAAAAAGAGUUUUACAAGUGAGACUUUGUUUACAGAAAUUUCUCUAAAACAGGUCAUAACAGUGUUUAAAAUCUCAGUUUCUUAGGUGACUUGAAACCUAUUGCACUGGCUUUAUAGGUUACUGAGAAGCUGAUAUUUUGAAAGUGUUUAUAGACCUUUGUUAUAAAAAUGAAUGUCCUGAAAAAGGGGGGGGUGCAAGUAUGGUUCAAUAAUAAAAGAAACAAGAAUGUAGUGGUGUUUAAAUUUAUACUUGUUAAAAAUGUCAUCUCAAGUCAAGUCACUGGUCUGUUUGCAUUUGAUACAUUUUUAUACUAACUGGCAUUGUAAAAUUAUUUCAUGAUUAGAAAAUACCUGUGGAUAUUUGUAUAAAAGUGUGAAAUAAAUUUUUUUAUGAAAGUGUUCA
Molecule: messenger RNA, 5556 nt
Organism: Phacochoerus africanus (Common warthog)
Lineage: Eukaryota; Metazoa; Chordata; Mammalia; Artiodactyla; Suidae
Gene: ITGA6
Product: integrin subunit alpha 6
Exons: 25
Coding region: 194-3469 (1091 amino acids)
Biological process (GO): leukocyte migration; cell adhesion mediated by integrin; integrin-mediated signaling pathway
Cellular component (GO): external side of plasma membrane; integrin complex
Molecular function (GO): integrin binding
Source: RefSeq, a predicted model, not a curated record